Mesocestoides corti is the source of this 480-nucleotide messenger RNA. Lineage: Eukaryota; Metazoa; Platyhelminthes; Cestoda; Cyclophyllidea; Mesocestoididae. The record is from the annotation of a GenBank genome assembly.
AUGUCCUCAAAAGACUUGUCUCCGGCUCCUCCGCCUCCGCCAUCACUACAACAACCACAAGCACAAUUGGUCGACAAGCCAAUGUCGGAAGCUGCGAGGGUUUCCUCUUUUGCAACAAGAACAUCUCAUAUCUGCACCGCAUCCACCUCCAACAUCUUCCGCAGCCUCUCCACAAUCCACCGAUCGGCCUCUGUCCUUCCUGCGUCCCUCCUGGACCUCGAUGUGGCAUCAACUGCGGGCCUUCAGGUGAUUCGGCCAGAAACCCACCCCGAGGCCUUUGUUCCAGUUCCACCAGACGGGGGAUGGGGGUGGGUCGUUGUUUUCGCCGCCUUUGUCACCAACCUGGUGAUCGAUGGGAUCUGCGUCUCCUUCGGCAUUAUGGCGACCGACCUCGUGGACCACUUCAACGCGCCGGUGGCCACCGUCAUGCUCACUGGCUCCCUCCUUCUGGGCGUCUACCAGAUAGUCGGCAAGUCUUAA